CAAGAACAAGGAAGGAAACAAUUUUACAGGAAGCUAGCUAGCGAAUUGGCUGCCUUUUGUUUUUAGCUUAAGAGCUAGUAUAAAUCCUGAUUUGGGCGUUUUAGAUACAUUUCUUGGCCAGAUUGUGAGUAUCAUAUCAUCAGAUUUUAUUUAUUAUGCCAAUUCACGUUACUGUUUUGUUUGAAGUGAUUCAAUUAGGAUUUUAGACUUAGCAAGCUAACGUUAUACGGCUAAAACUAAGUAACGUUAAAUAGCUAACUUCUGCUGCUAACAGGCCUAGAUCGAGAUCUUAGCUAGUUAGACUGAAAAUUAUCGGUCUAUUUUUGAGUAAUUUAUCAUAUCACACAUUGGGACUCAACAGUUUAAACCAAUUAUACAAAUAAUGUAACCAUUUGACCGUCACUAUCGGUUUUGGUGAGCUGAUUAUAAGGGCGCAUUGUCAAACGAAAGCUGUCCGUCCUUUGAGUGACAUAUCAUAGAUAUACAUCAGGCACUGAGUCCUGGUUGAAGACAAAUAGGAAACUGAAUGACAAUGUAUGCACCACCUGGUGCCACUGUCCCUGGAAGCCGACGAAGGAGAGGGGGUACCGCACUUCCCAAGCAGCCAGAGCGAAGCCUGGCAUCUGCCCUCCCCGGAGCACUCUCCAUCACGGCUCUAUGUACGGCCUUGGCCGAACCAGCUUGGGUCCGAGUUCACGGAGGGACGUGUCCCAGACAGGAGCUUGGAGUGGCUGAUGUCCUGGGAUACAUUGACCCAAAACUCAUGGAGGGUAAGUCAUGAUUUUGUCAAUAGUGUCUCGAAGCACCGAAUGUGAAAUCACAUUGGCAUGUUUACACAUACGACCUGUGGUUUGUGUUAACUAUCACGAACUUCUCCUAAAGAUUACUGCGUGAACUCCCAGACCAUCUUGCUGAUAAGGGUCAUUGCUGCCUUCUGCUUCCUGGGCAUCCUGUGCAGCCUGACAGCUUUCCUGUUGGAUGUCUUUGGGCCCAAGCACCCUGCCCUCAAGAUCACCCGCAGAUAUGCAUUUGCACACAUUCUCACAGGUAUGAAGGGGUUUGGGUGGUGAACAAGAGAGGGAAUCAGCUUUUCAGCUGAGUGUGAAAACAAUUGCAAGGCAAGGUAGAAACAAUGGAAAUCUAAAAAUAAAAUGUUUCUUCUUUCUCUGCCUGCUGUUAUUUUGUAUGGUUGCAGUGUGCCACAGUGAUAGGGUUCUGCUACUGGGCCUCAGAGCUCAUCUUGUCACUACAGCAGCAGCACAAGAAGUACCACGGAUCCCUCAUCUACGUCACUUUUGCCGUCAGCUUCUACCUGGUGGCGGGUGCUGGUGGAGCCUCCAUUCUGGCCACAGCUGCCAACCUGCUGCGCCACUACCCCACAGAGGAGGAAGAGCAGGCUCUGGAGCUUCUCUCAGAGAUGGAGGAGAGCAGUGAAACAUAUCCUGCUGAUUAUGACAUUGCCAACCAGUUCCAGCCGCCUCCUGCAUACAUGCCUUAA
Molecule: messenger RNA, 1498 nt
Organism: Coregonus sp. 'balchen'
Lineage: Eukaryota; Metazoa; Chordata; Actinopteri; Salmoniformes; Salmonidae
Source: the annotation of a GenBank genome assembly